GCUUCAGGGUUGGCUAUGCCACUCAAAUACCAGCUGAUUGUUUGUUAAUGACAUAAAAAGAUGUCCCAUUCAUUGAAGCGCCAGGUGCUAAGUGCGUUUAAAAAGCUGCAUCGCACGCGGCAGUAUGUGUUUCAUGGUGAUGACAGGGCUUUAUUGGCCGGUCGGGACAAAAUAAACGAGUCCUUUCAGAAAAACCGGAACGAAACCAAUGAAGCGGAAAUUAAAAAGAUGAUCAAAUUAGCUGUGGAAGUAGACUACGAGCUGCGUACAAAUGUAAUACAGGCCAAACGGCGAGAAGAUAACGUAUACGAGCUCCGUAUUACGCCAGAAACAACUCGCCUGGACAAUGUGGUCUUCAAUCCCGAUGCUGUAAUAGACGCUCCGCGCAAGGGGCGAGGUGACAAAUCGACAGGGUGUUGUGGUGGAUCAGCAAUGGCAGCGCUACAAGCCGAGAUAGACGCGCGUAAUAAAUGAAACUACAUUUUGUGAUUAUUAGCAAGCUAGUCUAACUAAAAUUAUAUACAUAUAUUAUUAAAACAUUUCAGCCAUU
Molecule: messenger RNA, 550 nt
Organism: Drosophila hydei
Lineage: Eukaryota; Metazoa; Arthropoda; Insecta; Diptera; Drosophilidae
Product: complex III assembly factor LYRM7
Exons: 4
Coding region: 61-474 (137 amino acids)
Biological process (GO): mitochondrial respiratory chain complex III assembly
Source: RefSeq, a predicted model, not a curated record